CUCGGGGGUCGCCGAGUGGGAAAAGGCUGGGGUCGGAGGGGCGGGUUACCCUGAGGAAGAACGAUCAGGACCUGGGUGUGCAAUGAGGGGCGGUUAAGGGGGAGAAGAAUAGAAAUUGUAGGGUGCUCUGGGGAGAUGGGAGGACAACAGCGGCGGGGAUAGGGAAGACUGGAGAAGAGUGGGAGGCAGCCCGGAAUAAGCCUUGAAAUCACUAUUUUACAGAUGAAGAAAUGGAAUCAUUGUUGAUGCAACUCACUAAAAGUGGUAAAGAUUUAUCCUGCUGGGAAGUAGAAGAGUACCUCAUUAAAAAAGAUGCCUCCCAAGUUCAAACGCCACCUAAAUGACGAUGAUGUCACAGGUUCUGUGAAAAGUGAAAGGAGAAAUCUUUUAGAAGAUGAUUCAGAUGAAGAAGAGGACUUUUUUCUAAGAGGACCAUCUGGACCAAGAUUUGGACCUAGAAAUGAUAAAAUUAAGCAUGUUCAGAAUCAGGUGGAUGAAGUCAUUGAUGUCAUGCAAGAAAAUAUUACAAAGGUAAUAGAAAGAGGGGAGAGACUAGAUGAACUACAGGACAAAUCAGAAAGCUUAUCGGAUAAUGCAACUGCUUUUAGCAACAGAUCCAAACAACUUCGAAGGCAAAUGUGGUGGCGCGGAUGCAAAAUAAAAGCCAUCAUGGCUUUGGUUGCUGUUAUCCUUUUGUUAGUGAUUAUCAUUCUUAUAGUUGUGAAAUACCGUACUUGAUUUGAUGACAGAUCUUCAUUAAACAAAAUCUGGGACAAUAAUAAAAGGUUGCUGCAUAAUUUAAAUGAAACCCAUGUAUAUAACUUUCACAGCUUCUUUUUCAAGAAAUUAAGAGGCAAGUAUCACUUCAAAUUGGAGCAUUGAGAAUGUCCAAUUAUCUCCCUCCCUUCCAACAAAAUGUUGCUUUUAAUAAUUAUGUUUGAGGCAAAGAUAACCAGCCUUGAUUUUGCCAUAUUCCAAGGGUCUAAUUUGAAACUAGAUACUUGCCAAUUCACUAUUGUAUAUAUAGUUAAACACUGAUAAGGAUAUUUCAUACUGUUAUUUUAAUGGCAUAAGGACUUGAAUUUGUUGCAUUGAGGUAGGGAUCAGGCUGGUGGUCAGGGAGCCUCUGCAGAGUACCAAAUCAUCAUGCUGAAAGAUGUGUAUAACCAUUCCAUCGAUAUUUGCAAGAUUCUUCUCAUAUUAACAAUUGCUUUGUAAGCAAUAUUCACAUGUUUAUAGAUGUAACAAAAGCUAAAUGUUGUAAAUGUUGCUGCCUUCAGCUAUAACUAAAAACAUUCCAGUAAACCUAUUUUUGAUUGUAUAAGGGAAUGGGUAGUGAUUUUUUGACAUUUGGAUUAUGGAAAUGGGAAAUUUAAAGUGUGAAAAGCAUAGUAUGGCAUCAUAAACUGGAGGUGGUAAAAUUAUUGGAGCGCAUCAUUGGAGUAUUUGAAAACACCAAACAUGCAGCUAAAAGUCGUGGUCCAGUCUGUUUUCAGUUAGCCUCCAAAAAGGAGGACCAGUCCUAAUGUGAGUAAAUGAAAUCCACAGGUAACUUGUCCCCAUAAUUUUCUGUUUAUUAGUAGCUUUCUUCUUUAACUUCAACUAGCUAUUUUACCAGAAAUGCUAAAAGUAGCAAAAUCACCUGCUUAGGAUUUUUGAUUUUUGCAUUCCCUGAUUAUCUCCUGGGAAAUGCAUGUUAUACAUACAAUCAAAUGUGAAAUUAGUAAGUAAUAAUGAGUAUAAGAAGUCAGGAGCCUAGCUAAUCAGUCGGUAACCAAAUGCUAGGGUCACCAUUAAUCUCAGUCUGUUUUUAUAAUGAUAAAGAGUGUUAACUUUAAAGUGUGCCAACUUUCUUGGGUUGUUUAAACAUGUGAAAAUGAAAAUACAGUUCGCUAGUGUGUGUGUGAGGAAGUUUUAUAAUAAAAUUGGAGGUUCUGUAGA
This is a messenger RNA of Bubalus bubalis (water buffalo), 1941 nucleotides long. It is a transcript of the gene VAMP4, whose product is annotated as vesicle associated membrane protein 4. The transcript has 9 exons. Gene Ontology annotation, biological process: vesicle-mediated transport; Golgi ribbon formation. Gene Ontology annotation, cellular component: membrane. NCBI's taxonomy places the organism in Eukaryota, Metazoa, Chordata, Mammalia, Artiodactyla, Bovidae. Bases 313 to 738 code for a protein of 141 amino acids. The record is from RefSeq and is a predicted model, not a curated record.